AUGAAAUUAUUUGAGUUGACUAUUUGGAGAAUUUAAAGUAGUUAAAUGAAUUAGAUUUUAAAUUAAAAUAAAGUAAGAUAAUGUGAUCCAUAGUCAUUUGCUGGAUAAAAUCUAAUUAAAGAUUUAAAAAUAGAUAGCAAUGGAUUAAACCAUUUUCAAAAUAUUUAAAAACUAUUUAAAUUACUUGGAUAAAUUUUUUUAUAUUAAAGCAUCUAUUCGCUAAUUCAAAUAGGAUAGAUGAUUUGCCAGACAUAAAAAAUUUAGUUGCUUUAACUUAACUAGCACUCUUUGGAAAUUCUUUGAGUAGACGACUGGAAUACAGAUAAAUGAUUUUAAGAAAGUUACCAAUUGUUUUGUAUUUCAAUGGAAGAAAAAGAGAUAAAUUAAUAUUAUAAGAAUUAACAUAAGAGGAAAGAAAGAGAUUUGAACUUGCAGAUAGAUAGGCUAGACUACCUUAAAUAUAGAAUCAAUAGUAACCAAAUAGUAAAGUGGCAGUCGAAUUGAGUUCUAUCAACUUUGAUGGGAUCUUCAGUAAAUGA
Molecule: messenger RNA, 539 nt
Organism: Paramecium sonneborni
Lineage: Eukaryota; Ciliophora; Oligohymenophorea; Peniculida; Parameciidae
Source: the annotation of a GenBank genome assembly